This is a messenger RNA of Chelmon rostratus (copperband butterflyfish), 1092 nucleotides long. It is a transcript of the gene c3h19orf67, whose product is annotated as chromosome 3 C19orf67 homolog. The record is from RefSeq and is a predicted model, not a curated record. The transcript has 7 exons. NCBI's taxonomy places the organism in Eukaryota, Metazoa, Chordata, Actinopteri, Chaetodontiformes, Chaetodontidae. The coding region runs from base 1 to 1092 and encodes 363 amino acids.
AUGACAGAUAUUGAAGUUCAGGUUGAUGUCCUGCUCGCCUCAAACUCUCCAUCAGGACAACAGGCGUUUGGGGGGCUUCUGGAGGACACGAGCGAUGCGACGGAGUCAGACUGGAUGGAGAGCCUUCAAAACAUCGGACAAGGAGAGACUGAGGAGCCGCUGUCGUUUUUGGCCGACGUGGCUCUGGCGCUAUCCUGUGGCGAUCAAGCGGCCUGCAGUUGUGACUGUGAGGCCUGCAGCUGUGCGGAGGUCAGGCGGUUGGAGGCGAGCCUCCGCUCCAUGCAGCUGCAGCUGCAGUUCUUCAUGAGCAAAGCGGAUGACUUACAGGACUGCCUUGUCAACGGACAGGGUCAUCUAGAGAGAGAGGCUCUUGCUGCUGCAGUACCAAGUUUCCUGUUCACCUGUCAGCCCUUCUUUAACCACCUGGAAUCUACAGCUAGAAGCACUGUGUCCCAGCUCACCUCCCUUUCCUUUGACAUUUACAAAGGGCACCUGCAGCUGUUGGACUUGUGUCAGCAGCUGUGUGACAGGUUGGAGCAGCUGGUGUUGACCUACGCCAGCUACAAUCUCCUCUGUUUGGACGAGACUGAGCCUAACAGUGUGUCUCACUUCUGCAUCGGUCAGAGCCAGUUCGGAGGACUGAGGCUGACCGUGUUCCUCUACUGUAAGUUGACGCCGUACCUGGCCCGGGUCGACACUGGCCUGUACAAACGCAUGCGCUGGAACGUGGACAGACUAGCAGAUGAGCAGCAGCACACGGAUGAAAAGCAGGGUGGAGAGAGGGAGGCAAAAACAGCCCGUGAGACAGAAUUUUACUUCCUGUGCUACGAGGAUGUUAGCAACGCACACGCAGAGGCUGGCAGGAAUAGCCAAGAUGUCUCUCUUGGUAACAUGGUGAGGAUGUGGUCCAUCGGUCAGUGGGUGCAGGAGAACCCUGACCCCAACACAGAGGACAUCAAUGACUGGAUCAUGUGCGAGGUUCCUCAGGCCACCUAUCACAGGCUGUUGUUACUGGGUAGCGAUGAGCCGUCGAGCUGCAGUGCUACAGACUUCCUGCAGCAGCUGCUGUUGUCACAGCAGACCACAGAGUGA